Messenger RNA from Ailuropoda melanoleuca (giant panda), 2430 nucleotides. It is a transcript of the gene HTR4, whose product is annotated as 5-hydroxytryptamine receptor 4. Gene Ontology annotation, molecular function: G protein-coupled serotonin receptor activity. Lineage: Eukaryota; Metazoa; Chordata; Mammalia; Carnivora; Ursidae. The record is from RefSeq and is a predicted model, not a curated record. The coding region runs from base 49 to 1254 and encodes 401 amino acids. The transcript is spliced from 7 exons. Gene Ontology annotation, cellular component: plasma membrane. Gene Ontology annotation, biological process: chemical synaptic transmission; regulation of appetite; positive regulation of MAPK cascade.
GGACCCUGUGGGGACUGAGAUCCAGCUCACCCAUGCCUAUUUCCUGUAAUGGAUGAACUUGAUGCUAAUGUGAGUUCCAAGGAGGGUUUUGGGUCAGUGGAGAAGGCCGUGCUGCUCGCGUUUCUCUCAGCGGUUAUCCUAACGGCCAUCUUGGGGAACCUGCUGGUGAUGGCGGCUGUGUGCAGGGACAGGCAGCUCAGGAAGAUAAAAACCAAUUAUUUCAUUGUAUCUCUCGCCUUUGUGGAUCUGCUGGUUUCGGUGCUGGUGAUGCCCUUUGGUGCCAUCGAGCUGGUUCAAGACAUCUGGAUUUAUGGGGAGAUGUUUUGCCUCGUCCGGACAUCUCUAGACGUCCUGCUCACGACGGCAUCGAUUUUUCACCUGUGCUGCAUUUCUCUGGAUAGGUAUUAUGCCAUCUGCUGCCAGCCUCUGGUUUAUAGGAACAAGAUGACCCCUCUGCGCAUCGCAUUAAUGCUGGGAGGCUGCUGGGUCAUCCCUAUGUUUAUCUCUUUUCUCCCUAUAAUGCAAGGCUGGAAUAAUAUUGGCAUAAUUGAUUUGGAAAGGAUAUCCAAGCCAAGGCUGGGCCAGGAUUUGCAUGUGAUAGAGAAAAGGAAGUUCAACCAGAACUCUAACUCUACCUACUGUAUCUUCAUGGUCAACAAGCCCUACGCCAUCACCUGCUCCGUGGUGGCCUUCUACAUCCCGUUUCUCCUCAUGGUGCUGGCCUAUUACCGCAUCUAUGUCACAGCGAAGGAGCAUGCCCACCAAAUCCAGAUGUUACAACGGGCAGGAGCCCCCUCAGAAGGCAGGCCCCAGCCAGCCGACCAGCACAGCACUCAUCGCAUGAGGACAGAGACCAAGGCAGCCAAGACCCUGUGCAUCAUCAUGGGUUGCUUCUGCCUCUGCUGGGCUCCAUUCUUUGUCACCAAUAUCGUGGAUCCAUUCAUAGACUACACCGUUCCUGGGCAGGUGUGGACGGCUUUCCUCUGGCUUGGCUACAUCAACUCUGGGUUGAACCCCUUUCUCUACGCCUUCUUGAAUAAGUCUUUUAGACGUGCCUUCCUCAUCAUCCUCUGCUGUGAUGAUGAGCGCUACCGAAGACCCUCCAUCCUGGGCCAGACUGUCCCCUGUUCAACCACAACCAUUAAUGGAUCCACGCAUGUGCUAAGGUACACAGUUCUGCACAGUGGACAUCACCAGGAACUUGAGAAACUGCCCAUACACAAUGACCCAGAAUCCUUGGAAUCAUGCUUCUGAUUGAGAACAUGGCUCAUGAUUAAGCCACUCAUUCCCAUUCAUGUCUGCGUGAACAGGACACCCGGCAUCUCUCCUGACUCUCAUCACCACCAGUGAGGCACGAGGUAGUGGGGCCGAGGGCCCAGGGAAGGUACCUGCGGCACAGUGUUGGACAGGACCCAAGGCCAGAAUCUGGAGGCUCUCCGAGUUGAGAAGGGACUUCAGGCAUCGUCAGAUCCAGCCUCCCAUCCAAUGCAGGAGUAGCAUCUUCCGUAGCAUUCCUGGAAGUCGGUCAGUCUCUGCUUGCACACCUCCAGGGACAGGAGCUCACUACCUCCUAAGGCAGUUCCUUCUACUGUAGGGAAGCUUUAAUUAUAGGAAAGUUUUUCCCUUUGUUGGAAGACAAUCCUGUCUCUGCUCCAUCUUCCAUCAGGGGCCAUGCAGUUAGCUCCCCAGUCCCUUUGAGAGCCCUUAGAUAUUGGAAGACACUGAUCUUCCAUCCACCCACCCUUUUAAGUCUUCUCUCCAAACUCAACAGCUCCAAUUUCCUCUCCAUUGCGGCCGUCUUCGGGACAAGCUUUGGUGGGUAAAUUAAUCAAGGCUCUUGUAAUGAAGUCAAGUUGAUAUCAAUGCCAAGAUAUCUGUCCAGAAGCAUUAAAGAGCUGACAAGUGAAACAUCAAUAUUUUCCGGUUGAUAGAUCUGAACAUUUCUCUCUUCUUUUUUCUUGGGGAUAGAUUUGGAAACUGCUCAAGCUUUGAUCUAGGAUCCAUUACCCAAAGGCAUCUUUACUGUUGGUCUCCUUUGUGUGUGUGUUUAAAGAGGGCAUUUUUCUCCUAGGCAUACUGGCUCUGAGAUCAUGUGGAAUGAAUCUCGAUGCAUUUUCCUUCCGUGACAGUGGGAAAGGGAGCCUUCACUGAGAAUGCUGAUUAAGGAUGGUCUUGCCACUCAGAUUUGGCAAGGACACGAACUUGCUCCCAUAAGACACCUUCUAGGGGCUUUCAGGACCCUGCACAGAGGCAGGGCUUGGUCUUGGGCCAGGUGCUUUGCUCCUUGGGGCAAAGACAUAAUCAUGGACCAACUUACUUUCUUGGGAAAAUUCCCUAGCCCCCUCCCUGCCUGUGAAGCUGCUGGGGCUCCAUUUUUUAGCAUCUCACUUCCUCCAAGCCCCUCAGGAGAGGCUCCCCUCCUGUCAAAGC